UUCAUCACACAAGACAUACAUACAUACAUUGUAAACAAAAUAGUGAUAAUCAUCAUGGCUAAGUUUGCUUCCAUCAUCACCCUUAUCUUCGCUGCUCUUGUUUUCUUUGCUGCUUUUGAAGCACCAUCAAUGGUGGAAGCACAGAAGUUGUGCGAGAAGCCAAGUGGCACAUGGUCAGGAGUUUGCGGAAACAAUAAUGCUUGCAAGAAUCAGUGCAUUAACCUUGAAGGAGCACGUCAUGGUUCUUGCAACUACAAAUUCCCAGCUCACAGAUGUAUCUGUUACUUCCCAUGUUAAGCAACCAAAACCUUUGGUGCCUAAACACGUGUGUAUUUUACAUAAAAUAAGUCUGUGUUACUCUAUGAGUGACUUUAUGAUAUGCAAGUUUAUGUUUUAAUGUUUGGUUAGACUUUGUUGUUAUAAUCAUAUAAUUUAUGUUCGACGUAAGAUUGUCU
This is a messenger RNA of Camelina sativa (false flax), 455 nucleotides long. RefSeq names its product defensin-like protein 16. The record is from RefSeq and is a predicted model, not a curated record. Lineage: Eukaryota; Viridiplantae; Streptophyta; Magnoliopsida; Brassicales; Brassicaceae. Gene Ontology annotation, biological process: defense response.